AUGGUCGUAUCAGUAGCGGCUCCUCUCAUUGCUCCGCGCAGAUGGCUUGGGAAGGGCAUUAUUGACUCGAAUACUGUAAUUGACCUUACUUGCCCGACAAGUCCCAACGCUGAUAUCUUCUAUACGACCGACGGAUCAAAACCGACCGAACGAGUCAGCAGAACGAUCAACACGCGCACCUACCGAUACGAUGGCACCGGCAUCUUGUUACGACAAGGAAAGAGAGCAGUUAAAGCGAUCGCAGUUUUGUCAUCAGGACGAUCAUCUAAUGUUAUCACGAAGGAGUUUGUGGUCCAGUGGGCACCGUCAGAGUCUGACGAGGAAGAUAAUGAAAAUAACGAGAUGCACGAAAUCAUCGAAGCGUCGAGAGAAUCAAGAUUACAAACAAGCCGGACGAUGAUGGAUACAACUAGGACUGUUGGAAACGACGUUCUCUUCCGUCGAGUCGCAACGGGUGAGCGACUGCCAACGACAAAUCAAGCUCCUGGACUCACCCUAGCCAACACAAGAGUGAUGAAUGAAACUAAGAUGCAUGCAUCUACCGGGCCAAUUCAAGCUAAUUUCAACUCUUCUUACGGUCCAAGCCAGUAUGAUCUGCCACCACCACCAAAGCUGAAUGGCAAUUUGAUCCGUUGCUCUGGUUGUGGAAGAGUCAACAACCCCGACUCGCGUUACUGCGAUUGGUGUGGAGCUCUUCCUGGCGCUCAGGAAACAUGGGAAACCGUUCCCUUCCCCAUUCGUCCCAAGCCAAUGCAACCUACUCCAAGGGCAGUUCCUACUCUCGUCACUAGAAACGGCUCAACGCAAACCGUCGGCCUCUUCUACCCUGGAGGCCAUCGCAUUCAAAAGGAAUCCGACGAAAUCUUCCAAAAAAUGGAGCGUCAAACAACCGCCCUGGCUAAUUCAAAAGCAAUUUCAGCAAUUUCCCCAGGCAACGGAAAAUGGAACCAGCAAAUCGACCACAUCAAUCAGCAUUUGAAGACGUAUGCGCAACAGAACAAAGCGUUUAGGGAAGCGAUUUCAGAACCCAGACUUGAAAAGAUCAUCGGCGCUGAAAUUCACGAUGAAGAAGAUGUGAUUCAAGUCAGGAUGACCUUCCCAAUCGCACGUGAUGCGAAAGGAAAAUAUGUUCCGAGAAAAGAAGUGCCGAAGAAAGUCGCUUUUGGAUCAACAACUUUUGAGGAACCAAGAAAGUCCCAAAAGACGAAGAAAGAAGAAAUCCCUGCCGAAGAACGGAUUCUUCUCAACGAGCUGAAAAAGAAGCGCUGCAACCUCGAACGCGUAGAAGAAUGCCUCGCUGCCGGUGCCGAUCCGAACAUCAAGGACGAGCAUGGAACGCCCGCGCUAAGCAUCGCCGUCAGCAACUAUCACUUUGAAGCGGCCAAGCAAAUUAUCGAAACUAAGAGUUUUUCCAUAACUUACCGCUCGACUGAAGACCAGAACACCUUCCUCCACUUAGCAGUCAUGGCCGGUGAAUCCCCCGAAAGUAUCUAUCUCGUCGACCUUCUCUUGCAAAAGGGAGCUACAGAACGAAAGAACAAGGCCGGGGAACUUCCAAGCGAUAUUGCGAGAAAAUAUCGCUACACAAAAUUUCUCGAGCUUCUUGAACCCGAACUCGUCUCCUCAAAAGCGUCCAAGUCAGCUUCAAAAGCAGCUACUCCUUCCACAAAAUCAACUCCAAGAGGAGCUACAAGUAACUCGAAAUCACCAACUCCCAAUUCCCGACCGCCAUCUAGUCAUUCUCAAACAAAGCCGGCAUCCGAGAAAUCUUCCACUUCUUCUCGAUCAUCCGUGAGCGAGAAGUCAAACAAGCCUAAAUCCGCUCGCUCUGGCUCAGUUAGCUCUACUCGCUCACGACCAAUGAGCAAUCGCUCUUCAGUCCUUGAUGGCUUCUGA
Messenger RNA from Oikopleura dioica, 1896 nucleotides. The record is from the annotation of a GenBank genome assembly. NCBI's taxonomy places the organism in Eukaryota, Metazoa, Chordata, Appendicularia, Copelata, Oikopleuridae.